AUGACGCAGCAAGGUGACGGAGAACCAUUGGUCUCCUCUCUCUGGACGAGAUCCCUCCUGUCCGGUGCCGUCGCUGGUCUCACCGUUGACUGUUCUCUCUACCCUCUCGAUACCAUCAAAACCCGUCUUCAAAAGGCACGCGACCUCUCCGCUCCUCCGGCUCCUCGCUUGUCCCUCCGACAGACCAUCCGUGGCAUCUACGCCGGACUUCCCUCCGUCCUCUUUGGCUCCGCGCCCUCCGCGGCAUCCUUUUUCAUUGUCUACGACGGUGUCAAGCGCGCCCUUCUUCCUCCAGCCAGCUCGUCCGACAUCCCUUCCACCGCCCAUGUCUUUCUCACCCACUCCCUCGCCUCCUCUCUCGGUGAGAUCUCCGCCUGCGCCGUGCGCGUGCCCACCGAGGUGAUCAAGCAACGGGCACAAGCUGGCCUCUUUGGCGGAUCGAGUUUACUGGCGCUCAAGGAUAUCCUGUCCCUCCGCCACGCGGCACCCUCCACGUCGGGCUCGGCCGGGUCGAGCGCGGGUCCGUCCGCGGUCCCCGUCAAGCGUGGUUAUGGCCAGGUUGUCCGGGAACUGUACCGCGGCGCGGGCAUCACUAUUGCUCGUGAGAUCCCCUUUACCGUGCUCCAGUUCACCAUGUGGGAAUCGAUGAAAGCCACCUAUGCUCGACGCUAUCUACAAGGAGACGGCUCGUCGUCUUCGUCGUCCACCGCCGUCUCCUCCAAGGAAGCGCAGAUUCCUGCCUCCACAAGUGCCAUGUUCGGUAGCGUGGCGGGUGCGAUUGCCGCCGGUCUGACGACACCACUCGAUGUGAUCAAGACGCGAGUGAUGCUGGCACGUCGGGGAGAUGGCGGCGCAGAUGCACCUGUGCGGGUAAAGGAGAUUGUCCGCGGCAUUGCGCAAGAAGGUCUCGGUGCCUUUUGGCGCGGCGUUGGACCCCGCGUUGCCUGGAUCGGUAUCGGUGGAGCGGUUUUCUUGGGAAGUUACCAGUGGGCGUGGAAUACAUUGGAGGGUGCGAAAGAGCGAGAUGAGCAGCUGUCUGAGGGGAUAUAG
Penicillium oxalicum is the source of this 1050-nucleotide messenger RNA. Its product is annotated as putative mitochondrial carrier protein (Pet8). Gene Ontology annotation, molecular function: S-adenosyl-L-methionine transmembrane transporter activity. The coding region runs from base 1 to 1050 and encodes 349 amino acids. Lineage: Eukaryota; Fungi; Ascomycota; Eurotiomycetes; Eurotiales; Aspergillaceae. Gene Ontology annotation, cellular component: mitochondrial inner membrane. The transcript is spliced from 2 exons. The record is from RefSeq and is a predicted model, not a curated record.